Callithrix jacchus (white-tufted-ear marmoset) is the source of this 485-nucleotide messenger RNA. NCBI's taxonomy places the organism in Eukaryota, Metazoa, Chordata, Mammalia, Primates, Cebidae. The record is from RefSeq and is a predicted model, not a curated record.
AUGUUGAAGAUGAGCGGGUGGCAGCGACAGAGCCAAAAUCAGAGCUGGAACCUGAGGAGAGAGUGUUCAAGGAGGAAGUGUAUCUUCAUACAUCACCACACCUGAAAGCAGACUGACCCAACUGCAGAGAUGGCCGCUGAGUCACUGCCUUUCUCCUUCGGGACACUGUCCAGCUGGGAGCUGGAAGCCUGGUAUGAGGACCUGCAAGAGGUCCUGUCUUCAGAUGAAAAUGGAGGUACCUGUGUCUCACCUCCUGGAAAUGAAGAGGAAGAAUCAAAAACCUUCACCACUCUUGACCCUGCCUCUCUUGCUUGGCUGACCUCUGAGGAGGAGCCAGGACCAGCAGAGGUCACAAGCACCUCCCAGAGCCCCUGCUCUCCAGAUUCCAGUCAGAGAUCCCUGGCUCAGGAGGAAGAGGAGGAAGACCAAGGGAGAAACAGGAAACGGAAACAGAGUGGCCACUUGCCAGCCCGGGCUGGAAAGCA